AUAGGCACUUCUCGGUGCUGCAGGGCAGCUCGGCAUGUAGCGCCGAUUUUCUACGUUUUCAUGAGGGGGUCUGGCAAGAGCUGUCAAUGUCAGUUUUCAUCUACUGUCCCCAACACUCAGAUGGAUUUCUAUUUCUAUGCAAGUUGGGCGUGAUCUCCAUGGACCAAGUGCAAUCUGGCGUCAGUUAAUGAGCAGACCCUGCAAAGAAAGGCAAAGAAAUCGGCUUUUCAUAUGCAAAAGAGAAAAUACUGUGCAACUGAGAAGAAGGAAAAUGUCAUCAGCAGCCUGCGUGGAUCAGUUCGCUGCAGAGUGCCUUGUCUCUAUGUCCAGCCGAGCUAUUGUCCAUACUGCGCCUAUUGGCAGUCCGGAUGGGAAAAGCCAAGGCAGCUCCGCGGCACCUCCUCCUGCGCCGCCGGGGGAAGACAGGAGAGAGAACGCGUCUCUGUUUGUGGUGGCCCGGAUUCUGGCUGACCUGAACCAGCAAGCCCCUAAGCCCGGGGAGAAGGCAGAGUGUGGCAUUAGCUUGCUGCCCGCUGGGAAUGAGGCGGAUAGGGAGCCUCCAGCCGGCAAACGUGCAGACAGAGCGGCCACACCUCCCCUCCUGCCGGAGCCAAGCCCUAAACAAAGAGCCAGACGGGGGAAAAGCAGAUGUGACCCCGAGUCACCCCUCAAAAAGCACAAGUGCCCCUACUCCGGCUGUGAGAAAGUUUAUGGCAAAUCCUCCCACCUGAAAGCGCAUUUGAGGACACACACAGGGGAGAGACCAUUUGAGUGCAGCUGGGAUGAGUGCAACAAGAAAUUUGCCAGGUCGGAUGAACUAGCCCGACACUACCGUACUCACACUGGAGAGAAGAAAUUCAGCUGUCCUAUCUGCGAAAAGCGUUUUAUGAGAAGCGAUCACUUAACCAAGCAUGCCCGCCGCCAUGCCAAUUUCCAGCCCAGCAUGCUUAAGGGGCGGGGUGGCAUCAGCUCAAGGAAUGGGUCUGUCAGCGACUACAGCCGUUCUGAUGCAUCUAGUCCAGCCAUUAGCCCAGCAAGCUCUCCUUAAUCUACUUGCACUGGACAUUAGCACUUUGCUUCUGCUAAUGUGGAACACUUUGUGAAAUGAAUUUUCUUUUUUUAUUACAUGCAUUUAAAUUUUUUCCUUGGUAUUUUUUUUAAGUGGAUUGAAGAUUGCUUAUUUUAAACUAACAAUGCAGAAUCAGUUACCUUUAUAAAUCUGAAAUUCUGUAAUUCCUUUAGGUCAGUUUCUCAAAUUUAUCCUGGCUGCCUUUCUCUUGGAUUUCCAGAAUUAUAUAAAUCAAUCAGUUUUGGAUCUCCAGAAUUCAAUACUUCCAGUUUUCUACCUCCAGAUUACCAUAUCUUACCUAGAUUUUAUCUCUACGUCUGGCAAUCUGCACAUUUUGUACCUCCAGAAUUCUAUACUUGGCUUCCGUUGAGCCUCCACAAUUUAUGUCUCUUAUCUUGGUGGAUCUCCAGGGUUUCAUUCGCCUCCAUGUUUCACUACCAGUCUCUUAACUAUUGUGUCUUGCAUCCAUCUCUCAUUUGAAAACAGCAGUUUUUACUUUAAAGGACAAAAAAAUCUUAAACUAAUUCACCUCAGGACUCAAAAAAAAAAAAAA
This is a messenger RNA of Xenopus tropicalis (tropical clawed frog), 1622 nucleotides long. It is a transcript of the gene klf13, whose product is annotated as KLF transcription factor 13. The record is from RefSeq and is marked provisional. NCBI's taxonomy places the organism in Eukaryota, Metazoa, Chordata, Amphibia, Anura, Pipidae. Gene Ontology annotation, cellular component: nucleus.